CUUUUUUUGUUUCCUUUCCUCCAACCCAACCCCCUUUCUUUUCUUUCUUCUUCUAACUCUCACGCCACACGCACUCUUUGCUUCUCCGUUAAAUCGCCGUCACCAACGUCAACUCUCAUCGCCGUCAUCGUUCAAUCGCCGUUACCGUCAACUCCUCCUUCCUCAGGUACAUUUGUAUUUCUGGAAUUAUUCUAAACAAUAUAAGCUGGCCUAUCAUUCCUAGUUGGAAUUUGUAAGAAGAUACUGUACAAAUUGUUCAACGAAAAUAAAUGGAGCUGAAAGCUUCAUCUCCAAAACCAGAGUCUGUUGCGCCAUCUGAUUGUGUCAGUGAUCCUGAAGAAAAGGAAGUGAGUGACGACGAUGACGAUGAUCGGAAUCAUAAACAUCGGAGAAGGGAAGAUCGAUCUCAAUCAUUGGAGAGAGACGUUUCAGAUCCAGUUAUAAACAGGCCAUUCAAAAAGCGUAACAAAUUUUUUGGGAAUCGCCAUCCUUUCAGAGAAAAUGAAUCUCUUUCCUUUGAAACAAUGAGAACUUACAGUGAUGCUACCAUAGAUAAAGAGUUUUAUCCCAAGUUUGAAAGAAGGCGCCCUGGGAUGACUUCAGUUCCUCGAACACCUUUUGAUAUGAGUCAAAGACUACGGCCAAAUCAAUCAUUUGUUGGAGAUCCUGGUGCUGGUAGGGGAAGAGGCAGAGAAUCUGGUUUUUGGAAUCAACGUGAAUCUAGAUUCAGCUCAAUUGAUGUUGCCUCUCAAAUGGUUCAACAGGGACCCAUUCCUGCAGCCCUUUAUACUGGACGUGGUUUACCAAAUAUAUCAAAUGCACAAAAUGCAUCUUGGAAUACCUUCGGUUUAAUUCCAGCAGUGCCCAAUGGCGGCUUAGACAUGCUUCAUCCAAUGGGUUUACAAGCGCUUAGACAACCUAUUAAUUCAUCUUUAAAUGUGAAUAUUCCUCGUCAAAGAUGCAGAGAUUUUGAGGAACGUGGAUUCUGCCUUAGAGGGGACAUGUGCCCUAUGGAACAUGGUGUUAAUCGAAUUGUCAUUGAAGAUGUUCAGAGUCUUUCACAGUUCAACCUUCCUGUUUCGCUUCCAAGUGCACACUUAAAUGGAGCACCUGCUGGAUCUGGAUCUGGAUCAGUACAUUCAGUCAAUGCUUCAAUGAACAGUAAAUGUAAACCUGGAACAAUUUCCAAGUCUGUAGUCAGUGAUGUUGGUUUGCCUAUGGAUGGUGCAUAUCCUGGUUGCACAAGUGGAGCUGAUCUUUAUGAUCCAGAUCAACCACUGUGGAAUGAUAAUGGUCUGGAAUCUUCAAAUGCACUCCUAAAUCUGCAGUCAUCAAAGAUUGAUGAUACCGAGCCUAUAUCUAGUGAUGCUCCAAAUAGUGUUUUCCCAGUUGAAGCUACCAGAACUUCUGUCAGUUUACAGAGUAAUAGUCCAUCUGUCUGGGGCAGAAUUGGUAGUUCAAAAAAUAGAUUUGACACAAAAGAGAAAACUAACCCUACAAUGAGUUCUUUUCAUUUUCCUGAGAAUCAAUCCAAGGAAGAUACUGAUGAAUUAGUAGGUUCUCACAGUGCUUCCUCUCAAGGUAAGCAAAUCAUAGCAGAUGAUGCUAUCCCAAGAGUGCCGGAAGCAUCUUUGAAGGCACAGACUGAUAGUAUGCGUAACAUACGUAAACCAUCACAGAAGGCAUUGCGUACUCUAUUUGUAAACGGGAUACCUCAUAAAAGUAACAGAAGGGAGACUCUUCUUGCUCAUUUUAAGAAGUUUGGGGAGGUUAUUGACAUUUAUAUUCCAACAAACAGUGAACGAGCUUUUGUCCAAUUUUCCAAGAGGGAAGAGGCUGAAGCUGCCUUGAAGGCACCCGACGCUGUAAUGGGCAAUCGUUUCAUCAAGCUGUGGUGGGCUAAUCGUGAUAGCAUUCGCAGUGAUAGUACUACUGCUACAAGUGGUAAUGGUGCAAAUGCAACUCCCCGUGGGCAAGCACCCAUUUUCAUUCCAUCUUAUCCAGUAGUCACUGAUAAGGGAAAAGAUAUCCAUCAACCUGAUUCUACAAGGACUGUAUUAGAAGUGUCAUCACCUUCUGACCAACCUAAGCCGGUCAUUGCAGAUGGUUCCAAGGUUCCACCUCCUUUGCAGAGGAAGCUUGAUAACUUGGAGUAUUUAAAGGAAGAACUGCGCAAGAAGCAGGAAAUGCUGGACCAAAAGCGUAAUGAAUUCAGACGCCAGUUGAACAAGCUUGAGAAACAAGCUACAGGACUCAAGGGUGAAGUUGCUACUGAGCAAGCUGCCAAGAGACCUAAAACGAGCAUGGCAUCCGAUGUUGCCAAACUGGCUUCUCCUCAAUCGUCUGAUGCUGAUAUUGGUAUGUCAUCUCCACAUGCAGAGUCAACAGUGGAUAAGAAUAAACAGCUGGUUAAUGCUGUUUCCCAAAGUCCUAAACCAAGUACGAGAUUACAAGAACCUACAGGCUUGAAGCAGUCAAUUCAACCAUUAGUGUCUGUAAAUAGAUACAAACUGGAUAAUCGUCCGACUGCAUUUAGAAUCAUCCCACCUUUGCCAGUCGGUCUAGCAAAUGUUACUGCUUUAAAGGAACACUUUUGCCCAUAUGGUGAACUUUCUUCUGUAGAGCUAGAAGAUGUCCAAGUCAAUGAUAGUAGCCAACAAGAGGCGCGUCUAAACUUCACUACUCGUGGAGCAGCUGAACAGGCAUUUAUAAAAGGUAAAUGCUGGAAAGACCAUAACCUGAGAUUCAUGUGGAUGACACCUACCAAUUCUGGCAAUGCCACUGUUAGUAGAGAACGUUCUCUAUCUGUUCCUCCCAGCGAGCCCUUAGAUACAGACAGCCAUUCUGAAGAGAAAUUGGAAAACUCUGUAAACCACCACGAAUCAGUUGUGCCUGAUGGUGAGCAUAAAGAUUCUGAAACUAAAAAUGGUUUGGAGCUUAUGGAAACUGAACCAGGUGAAGAUCAACACUGUACCACCUGUCAAGUUUCUUCUGCAAAACAAUCACCCGAGCGCAAUGUCUGUUGAGGAUCUACUAAUGAUCGGAUUUGUACAGCGAGGUAAAAUUUUAAAGCUAUCAAACUCUAAUUUUCGGGAGCAUUUUUUCCCUUUCAAUUUCUAAAAUAUUAUUAUUUGAUGUUCCUUUUGUUAAUGUUCAAGACAUGUAAAUUUCCUUCUAUUUUGCCGCCUCCUGUAUUUGGCGGUAUUAGUCGAAUGGUGCAUCAUGUUAUUUCUCAGCUUUUGGAUAGUUCUUUAGUAGGAUCAAAGUUUUGAAGAUCAAAAUUAAUGUUAAAAGCCAUUGAACGGUUACUUGACAAAUAUUUGGGAACCCCCUUUCCUUUGUAGCAACAGUAGAAAAAUAUAAUUUUAACUCCAUCCUUGAAA
Messenger RNA from Cicer arietinum (chickpea), 3383 nucleotides. Its product is annotated as zinc finger CCCH domain-containing protein 41. NCBI's taxonomy places the organism in Eukaryota, Viridiplantae, Streptophyta, Magnoliopsida, Fabales, Fabaceae. Gene Ontology annotation, molecular function: metal ion binding; RNA binding. Gene Ontology annotation, cellular component: nucleus. The record is from RefSeq and is a predicted model, not a curated record.